Rotaria sordida is the source of this 318-nucleotide messenger RNA. NCBI's taxonomy places the organism in Eukaryota, Metazoa, Rotifera, Eurotatoria, Philodinida, Philodinidae. The record is from the annotation of a GenBank genome assembly.
AUGCGAAAUACUCGAUCUUCAAUCUUGGCAACACCAUCAUCUCAAACAAAUAAUCAAUCAAAACUUACUCGUCUUUAUAAUGAAAGUUUAGCAAAUAUUGAAAAAUCUUUUUCAUUUAAUCCUGAAAAAAUAUUCAGUACCAGAAUCAAUCGUUGGUUAAAUCAUCAAUUCGAUGUUCAUCUAUUGGACCAAGGAGCUUUGUCUUGGUAUUUAUUGGGAACUACAGCUCAUCUUUGUUCAGGAGUAUUCGUACAUAGAAAUAACAGAGAACCAAUUCCAAAUAAUUUGUACUCAUUUCUUGUUUGUGGAUCAGGUUAG